This is a messenger RNA of Rhagoletis zephyria (snowberry fruit fly), 3369 nucleotides long. It is a transcript of the gene Lam, whose product is annotated as Lamin. Gene Ontology annotation, biological process: nuclear pore localization; nuclear envelope organization; nuclear migration. Gene Ontology annotation, cellular component: nuclear lamina; nuclear envelope. Lineage: Eukaryota; Metazoa; Arthropoda; Insecta; Diptera; Tephritidae. The record is from RefSeq and is a predicted model, not a curated record. Gene Ontology annotation, molecular function: structural constituent of cytoskeleton.
CUCCAAGAGCGCAGUGAAUUUUUCUAACGAGUAAAGUGCGUCUGCUGGUGAACUUCUGUUAAUUUUUUAAUAAAACGCUUAAUUAAAUUGUGUUAAAUAUUUGGUCGUGUAGCAGUGUACAAUGGCAACGAAAUCAAAACGCGCCGGAACAGCCACGCCCCAACCGCAACCAGGCGGCACAUCUACGCCUUUGAUACCCGGCGCUAAUCGCUCCGCUAGCCCACUGAGUCCUACGCGACAUUCGCGUCUUCAGGAGAAGGCUGAAUUGCAAAAUCUAAACGAUCGUUUGGCAUGCUAUAUCGACCGUGUUCGUAAUUUGGAAACUGAAAAUGCGCGUCUAUCCAUUGAAGUGCAGACCACGCGCGACACAGUCACUCGUGAGGCUACCAAUAUCAAGUCUAUGUACGAAAAUGAGUUAAGUGACGCGAGACGGUUGUUGGAUGAAACGGCACGGGAAAAGGCCAAAUUAGAGAUUGACACCAAGCGCCUUUGGGAUGAAAAUGAGGAAUUGAAGGCAAAAUUAGACAAGAAAACUAAAGAUUGCUCAUUUGCCGAAGGUAAUGCUCGUAUGUAUGAAUCACGCGCUGCUGACUUGAGUAAUAAAUACAAUGCCGCCAAUGCUGACCGCAAAAAGGCUGUGGAUGAAUUAAAUGAAGCUCUCAAAGAGCUGGAGCGUUUGCGCAAGCAAUUAGACGAGGCGCGCAAACUACUGGAGGAUGAAACUCUGGCUCGCGUUGAUUUGGAGAAUAACAUACAAAGUUUACGCGAAGAAUUGACAUUCAAAGAUCAAAUCCACAUACAGGAAAUGAAUGAAACACGCUCACGUCGUCAAGUAGAAAUUAGUGAAAUAGAUGGCCGUUUGACCGAACAAUACGAGGCCAAAUUACAGCAAUCUCUGCAAGAAUUGCGCGACCAAUAUGAGGGUCAAAUGCGUGCCAAUCGCGACGAGAUCGAACUACUGUAUGAACAAAAGAUUAAAAACUUGCAAUCGGCAGCAAAUCGCAAUUCAAGUGCUGCUUCGAGUGCUAUAGAAGAGUUACGUUCUACGCGCACUCGCAUUGAUGCGCUCAAUUCGCGCAUUGGCGAAUUGGAGUCGACAAACAAUGCACUGACUGCACGCAUACGAGAGCUGGAACAGUUGUUGGACCGUGAACGUGCACGUUAUAAUGCGGAUAUUGCCAAUUUGGAUGCAGAAUUGCAGCGUUUACGGGACGAGAUGGCACUACAAUUACAGGAGUAUCAAGAUUUGAUGGACAUCAAGGUCUCAUUGGACUUGGAAAUUGCCGCCUAUGACAAGUUGUUGUGCGGUGAGGAAUCGCGGUUGAACAUCACACCACAUACAUCUACCGCUUCCGGUUCCUUCAGUCAAAGUUUACGUGGCACACGCGCCACGCCAAUACGCAAAACACCAUCACGUGGCGCUUCUACAGUGCCGCUUAAACGAAAACGCACAGUCAUCGAUGAAUCAGAGGACCUCAGUCAAUCUGAGUACUUUGUAACUGGCAGUGCAAAGGGCGAUAUUGAAAUUUCUGAUGUUGAUCCGGAGGGAAAAUUCGUAAAAUUGCAUAACAAAGGUAACAAGGAGUUACAAAUCGGCGGUUGGCAAUUAAUUCGUACCGCUGGCAGCAAUGAGACCUCAUUCAAGUUCCAUCGCACGGUCAAAAUUGAUGCCGGCGCUGUGGUAACUGUAUGGUCUUCCGAUGCUGGCGCGACACACGAGCCACCAACUAAUAUAGUAAUGAAAACACAAAAAUGGUUUGUUGGCGAUAACAUGAAGACAUCACUGUUCAAUGGUGACGGCGAAGAAGUAGCUGGCUCAGAACGUCUAAAACGCACAAUCGUAACGCAUUCUUCACGUCAUCGCGCCUAUGGCGGCCGUUUAGGCAUCUCGUCGGUGGACGGUGUUGGCCAUGAGGAACUUUACCACCAACAAGGUGAUCCACAGCAGGGAGAUGAAAAGUGUCGUCUCAUGUAAAUGUGUAGUUCGAAAGGAAAAAAAAUGUAACACUAACAGCCAAUUUCACGAAAGCAAUUUAAGUGAAAAAUGAUUUUAAUUUUUUGAAAUUUCUAUGGAAAUUGACAAAAUAAAAAAUCAUUUUCAAUUUAAAUUGCUGGUGAAACCGGCUGUAAAUGUAAAAUUACUACAAAAGAUUACUAUAAUUUUCAUAUUUUUUAAUUGUAAUAUCGUAAAUUGGAAAGCAAAAAAAUGUUUUAAGCAAUACUGCAAAAGAGCGCAUACCAAGAAACGUCAAUUGAUAAACACAAUAACACUAACCCAUUAUCAUCUCACCCAAUAACUCAACCUAGUACAUGCAAUAUUACAUAGCAUAACGAAAUUCCCGCUUCAUACAUACAUACCACAUCACCGUACAAAACGCAUCGUCUGUUUUUCCAGCUGCUGCUAUAAUUUUUUCACUACUUGCCACACAUUUGGAAUUUAUUUAAUAUAUGUGCAGUUUCUGAAAUACUUGCUAUCCCGUUUUUUCUUACAUAAUGGGGCAGUUAACUAUAAAAUAGUUUUUAAUUAUAAUUGCGAUAAAUAAGUCAUAUUUUAUUUUAUUAAAAUGACAUUUAAAUAGCUGCUGUAGUAUUCAUCUAAUUAUGCUCUACUCUUAUAAAUUAAAAGCAGAAUCCUACCACUUAAGCGAAAGAGUAAUAAAACACAUGUUGAGUAAUAAGAAAACAAAAUUUGAAAGGAAACAAAGAUGUAUUAACGGUCGUCGCAGUUUUUAAUGAAUCAUACAAUUAUCAAAGAGUACAAGGAAAGCAAUUGAGUUUUUCUGCCAUAACUAACAGUAUACAUACAUACAUUUAUUUUUUUUCUUGCAUUGAAAAUGUACAAAUUUAUGGUUCCAGUUUCUGGAAGUUUGAAGCUUUGAGGUACAAAUAAAAAAUAGACAAGAAAAAAAGACUCGAAACAUUUGCAGCAAGCAGUGUAUUUUUUUUUUGACACAAAAUACAAUAGUUGAAAUGGGCAGAAAGCUUAAACUUCUUUUCUAACCCUAGAUUGCGUACAUUUGGAAAUCAAGUUUAGGCUGAAGUAGAACGAAAGAAUGUAGCGGUCUAAAAAAUUUUAUUAAUUAAUGAUGCCUGCUAUGUGUGGCUGGAAGCUCUGCGGCUCCCUAUACACUUCGCUAUGCAUAUUAGCCAUCAUUGAUUUGCUUCAGAAGGAAUAUUUUUUGGCGCCUGUCGGCGGUCUAUUCUAAUUGAACCUAUGAAACAUGAACAUAUGAAAGCAAACAUUCAAUGUUUGAACAACAAAAUUAAGAAAGUAUCGUCCUAAAAUCUUACUUUUAAACAAACCUUACGUCUAGUUUUAAAAUCCUAAAAAAAUGUAGCAAAUGGAGCUUAAUAUGUUGAAAAAAUUUU